Molecule: messenger RNA, 1368 nt
Organism: Thlaspi arvense
Lineage: Eukaryota; Viridiplantae; Streptophyta; Magnoliopsida; Brassicales; Brassicaceae
Source: the annotation of a GenBank genome assembly
CACAUACUCAUCCUCUCUCUCUCUCGCUUUACCAAAGCUCGUCAUCAUCUUCCCUACAGAAAAAUGGAGUCUCUCUAUAAUCAAGUCCCUUAUGUAUCCGCAGUUUUCUCUCUCUACACAUAUUUUUCUGCAGUAAUGAUGCUUUACCGUACAAUCGUCAACGAGAUUGUGCCUCAGCGAAUCCGAGAUUACAUCACUGUGAAAGUUGUAGACUUCUUCUUCUCGUCUUACUUACAGUCGAACUUCACGUUUGUGAUCGAGAAACAGUGGGAAUCUGCUGAGAACCAGACUUUCCGUGCGGCCGAAGUUUACUUACAGACGCGUCUCGCCGGACUCUGCACGGGAAAACUCGUCGUGGGUUCGAGUAAUCUCAAGAAUCCAGAGGAACAGCCGAAACUAGGGAUCCCUGUAAACAGCAAAAUCACUGAAGAUUUCGAAGGGAUUCAUCUCGAGUGGAGUCUACACUCUGUUGAAAUUAAGAAUUUUCCCUACGAGAAACGAUUACUUCACAUACUUACGAAAUCAGCAGCGAAGUUACUGCGCCAAUGCGAGAAUCUCAAGAUCUACAAUUACAACAGACAACACUUCUACUGGGAACCCACCAUUUUCGAGCACCACACGACCUUCGAGACCCUAGCCAUUGAGCCGCACCUCAAGACCACUGUGAUCGACGAUCUUGACGCUUUCUCUAAAGGAAAAGACUUCUUCAAGAGUGUGGGACGCGCUUGGAAACGUGGAUAUCUUCUUUACGGUCCACCAGGUACCGGAAAAUCCUCUAUGGUGGCUGCAAUUGCUAAUCACAUGAAGUACCAUAUCUAUGAUCUCCAGCUUCAGAGCGUUAGAGACGAUGCUGAGUUGCGCAAGAUUCUUACUUCCACCAAGAACAGGUCAAUUCUUCUCAUUGAAGACAUUGAUUGUGGAUCUGAUGCUUCUUGUAAACGCAAAGAAAAAUCUGCUGAGCUACAAAAUAAGAAGUUUGAAGAUGGGAUAUCUCUGUCUGGUCUGUUGAACUUUGUAGACGGGCUUUGGUCGAGCUGCGGAGAAGAAAGAAUCAUAAUCUUCACAACCAAUCACAAGGAGAAGCUCGACCCGGCCUUGCUGAGGCCAGGAAGAAUGGACGUUCACAUUCUCAUGGACUAUUGCACACCCUUUGUGUUCAAGAAGCUUGUGGCUUUGUACCUCAAGAUUUAUAACCAUGUCCUGUAUGAUCCCAUUGAGAAGCUCGUCCUUAAGGUUAGUGUAACUCCAGCCGAAGUCACUCAGCAGCUCAUGGCGAAUAAAAACGCUGAUAUUGCGCUUAAAGAUCUCCUCGAAUUCCUAAAAGCCAAGAAGAUGAAAGAGGAAGAAGAUACCAAAGUGGAGGACUAA